Molecule: messenger RNA, 2338 nt
Organism: Linepithema humile (Argentine ant)
Lineage: Eukaryota; Metazoa; Arthropoda; Insecta; Hymenoptera; Formicidae
Gene: Prp3
Product: pre-mRNA processing factor 3
Biological process (GO): mRNA splicing, via spliceosome
Cellular component (GO): U4/U6 x U5 tri-snRNP complex
Source: RefSeq, a predicted model, not a curated record
UAUAACUAGCAUCAGUUGUACAAUGUGAUGUCAUAGUAUGCUUAUUAACUAACGUUUUUCAAUACUCAUACGUUUCAAAUAAAAUGAGAGUAAUAUUUUACAUAACAAUAGAAGUCUCAGUGUUAUAUAGAGUUUAAAAUAAUUAAUAUCAAGUGGUACACACACUCGUUAGGGAAUCAAACUUAACCCUAACCUAACUAUUAAAAAGGUUAUGUUGUGAAUAUAACUUCUCUAUAAAUUUGUGGAUUAUUGCUUGAAUUUAGUGAUAAAAAGAAAAAUUUUUAAAAUGUCGUAUCUAACACGAAAGGAAAUAGAUGAAAUGAAACCACAAAUUGAAAAAGCAGUUCAUAAAUUUCUUGGCUUCAGUGAACCAGCAAUUGUUACUACUGCUGUCAAUUGUAUCACUUCUGGCUAUGACAAACGUAAAACAGCAGAUAAAUUAUCGGCUUUACUGGAAGAUAAAAAGGCUUCUAAGUUGACAGAGAAAAUUUUUACAAUAUAUGAUGAUACUAAAGCGACUCAAAAAAGCAAAAAACGAUCUCAUCCUGAAGAUAAAGAUAAAGAUAAAGAUGCAAAAAAAUCCAGAUUUAAAGAUGAUGAAACAAAAAAUGAGAAGCCUAUAGACACUCAACUUUCUGCAGACAAGAUCAGGCAAAUGAUGGCAAAUGCGCAAAAAGAAAUAGAAGAAAGAAAAAGAGCUUUGAAGGCAAUAAAACAAGAAGAUGCUUCUGCAAAGCCAAUAUUUAAAGGACGAGAUGCCCUUCCAACAGUAGGAAGCAUGUACAAUCAGGGCCUAUUAAGUAAAACAGAUUCAGACAAAGCACGAAAAAUAGCUGCGUUGCAAGCGCAGAUCAAAAAUAAAUUAAACUCAGGACUACUUGGUAAUGUUAAUGUACCAGACAAACCAACUCCCUUAAUCUUGGAUGAAUCUGGCAGAACAGUAGACAUAACAGGUAAAGAAGUGCAAUUGACUCAAGUAGUGCCUACAUUAAAAGCUAACAUACGUGCAAAGAAAAGGGAAGAAUUCCGAGCGCAACUGCAAGAAUCAAAGGGUCCAGAAGAAAUACAGGAUACUCAUUUCUUUGAUAACAGAAUAGGUGUAAAACCAGCAAUGCGCGGUAAACGUGCAUUGAAAUUUCACGAACCUGGCAAAUUUCAACAAUUGGCAGAAAGAAUACGUAUGAAGACGCAAUUAGAGAAAUUACAAAAUGAGAUUAGUCAAAUUGCUAGAAAAACUGGAAUUAGUUCCGCAACCAAAUUAGCUCUCAUCGCACCUAAAACUGAAGCUCUUUCUGAAGAUGUGCCUAAUAUAGAAUGGUGGGAUUCUGUCAUAUUAACUGCCGGAUAUCCUAAUGAAAAUGAGCCCACGACAAUCAAGAGUUCUACUAUCACAAAUUUAGUGGAACAUCCAACACAAAUGCGACCUCCAACGGAUCCUUUGAAACCAAUAUACAUGCCUGUAUUUCUUACGAAGAAGGAGCGUAAGAAAUUAAGAAGACAAAAUAGACGAGAAACAUGGAAGGAAGAACAGGAAAAAAUUCGAUUAGGUUUAGAACCACCACCGGAACCGAAGCUGCGGAUCUCGAAUCUUAUGCGAGUUUUGGGAACUGAAGCUGUGCAGGAUCCUACUAAAAUUGAAGCUCAUGUGCGACAACAAAUGGCUAAAAGACUAAAAGCUCAUGAAGAUGCAAAUGCAGCACGGAGACUCACUGCUGAUCAACGUCGCGAAAAGAAAGCGAGAAAACUUAAGGAAGAUACUAGUCUUGGUGUAAACGUCUCUGUUUACAGAAUACGUGAUCUUGUCAACAAUGCUUCAAAAAAAUUCAAAGUGGAGACUAACGCGAAACAACUUUAUCUUACUGGUUGCGUGAUGCUGUUCCGAGAUUGCAAUGUUGUUGUAGUGGAAGGUGGGACAAAGCAGCAAGCUAAAUACAAACGAUUGAUGAUGCAUCGCAUCAAGUGGGAAGAAGAUAUAGUGAAGGAUAACGAUGGGAAUGAUGUACCGAACAGAUGUGUUCUCGUUUGGGAGGGAACAAGUAAACAGCGGCACUUCGGCGAGAUUAAGUUUAAAGUAUGUCCGAUCGAAAAGAUGGCACGUGAACAUUUCAAAAAGCAUCAAGUGGAACAUUAUUGGGAUUUAGCCUACAGUGGCGCAGUACUCGAUAACACAGACGAUGUACACUCCUAAAAACACAAUCUUGUAAAUUAAACGCAUAAUAUACAUCUAAUGCAACAAAUAAUAAAUAAUUUCUUGACAACUUCAUAAAAUUAUUAAGAGGAAAGCUAAACAAUGUAAUUGUGACAAAUGGAACAUAAAUAAACGUGUUCAUUGCUUCCA